AUGUGCAUGGUCCAUAAAUGGCAACAUCUCAAGCAACUUUGGCAUGCAGGAAGAGGACAUGAUACUGGCGGCAUCAAGGCCACCACCACGGGUGAAUUGGCUCUGCAGUGCCCAGCAUGUCCCCACCCUGGCAAAAAUUUGCCAGAAGGUUGGGAGAACAAACUGCUGUGGAAAUAUGUGUUGUUCAUCGCGAUCAACACCAACUUUAGGCUUAAAUGCAAGGCUGUGUCAUCAGACAAUGUCGACCCUAGCCUCAACUCUGGGUGGGCAUAUUUUGUUCAGGAGGCUGACUACAAAACAUACUUGGCCCAUCAAGCUGGCGUCAAGCAAGAUCACAGUACGUGCGUCAGUCACAAUGCUGUUAAUUUGGCAGAUAUGAAGUCUUCACAUGGUCUGGCCACAACAAGUGUUGGUACAGUACACUGUGCCAGGCAUGAUAUGAAGCUUGCCAACAGUGUCAGAGACUUACAAAAGGGUGAAAAAUAUAUUAAUAUGGACUACCUCGUAUUCUCAGCACUGUUGGCCUUCACGGUAACCAUGAUCAACAUAUCAUAUGAUAUUGCCUGUCAAUGGCAUAAGAAGCUCUGGACGCAUAUGGAAGGCAUGCCCUCAAGGUUUCACAUACCUCACAACUCAAUGACCAUCCGAUUUUUUGUGCCAAAGUUUCACCUGAAGGCGCACAUUGACGCAUCUCCCGAGCACGGUUGGUCAAAUAUAAAUCGUGUCGCAACAAGCACAAAGGAGAUGGGCCCAGGGUCACGUCGAGAUACCCUCGAUGACUAUUUUGGGGAUUGGAACUGGAAGAAAGUUAUGGCGCUGGGUUGUAUGCUCUUGCGCAAGAUCCGUGACGCUGUUAAGUGGAAGAAGGAGCAUGGGGAAGGACUGGCAGAGCUAGAGAGGACGGUUCAGCCAGCUCUCAUCCUUCAGUGGAGAAAAGAAGUUGAAGCUUGGGAGGCAGACAACUCUCAACCUAAUCCGUUCAAGAGCCGCUAUGCUUCUAUUACACAGGCUGCAGUUCAUCUACAGCUCGCUGAGCUUGAAGCCCAUGAACUUCAGGCUGGGAUCAAUGUCUCCCUGCAUACCGACAUUUCCCCAAGCAGACUAAUCACCACCGGCAUCGAUCUUCAAGACCAACAACAGCACCUGAAAACGGAUAUCACUAAUGUGUCUCUUCAUCCCACGAACAAGCAGAAGGCUACCAUGCAGACUCACAUCACCACCCUCCAACAUCGACUGGAUGCCUGGGCUCAUGUCCAAGAGCUAUAUAUGCUCAUUGUGUCCCAGCUCCAUCAUCGAUCUUCAGAUGCUGGUGUGAUGCCACACAGGCUGGCUGAACACGAAUGGGAUCUAUGUCACGCACAAGCACUGGAUGCCCUUAAUGAGGUCCGUUCUCAUCUCCACCUCCGGUCUCACAUGUAUAUCUACAAAGAUCAAAAUGUAUGUGGUCAGGCCGCUUCCACCCACGCACAGGCCCUCAUUGAAGGUGUGGAGCAGAGGAAAUGUGCUAGUGUUGACAAGUAUUGGCAUGCGUCUGUUCGAGUCGAGUGGUGCAAAGCAUGUGCACGCGCAAACCGCUGGUCGGAGGAAGUUGAACUCCUCCUCAAGGAGAUGCGAAGAGUUAUAGUGUCCUUGAGGUGGCAGGCAGAGUGGUGGAGUGGAACUAUCUCUGUCUAUACAUAUGUCUUCCUCGAUGGUUACUAUGAUUCUCCACCGGCUUUCCACAUUGCCUGA
Molecule: messenger RNA, 1731 nt
Organism: Suillus bovinus
Lineage: Eukaryota; Fungi; Basidiomycota; Agaricomycetes; Boletales; Suillaceae
Exons: 11
Coding region: 1-1731 (576 amino acids)
Source: RefSeq, a predicted model, not a curated record